CAGUGGUGUGUUGUAUAAAAUAAAAACCAAAGGAAAUAUCUUGUGCUGCUGCAGAUUAAAUUAGCUUUUGAGCUAAGGAAGCUGAAAGUGAGCUGCAGGUGUGGUUUCCUGCCUUGCACAAGUGAUGGCUUCUGAGGAUCUAGCUCUGAGCUCUGAGUAUGAAGUGACUUGCUCCAUCUGCCUGGGAGAUUUCAAAGACCCGGUGACUAUUGAUUGUGGGCACAACUUCUGCCGGGCCUGCAUCAGCCAGUGCUGGAAGGAGUCACAGCCAACUUUCUCCUGUCCUCACUGCAGAGAAACAAUCCAGCAAAGAGACUUUCCGCUCAACAAGCAGCUGGGAAACAUGGUCAGCUUAGUGAAAAAACUACGUUCCCAGGAAGUGAGAGAGCCUGAACUGGACAGAGUGUGCAAGAGACACCAGGAGGCCCUGAAGCUGUUCUGCUAGGAGGACCAAACCCUCAUCUGCAUGGUUUACAGGGAGUCCUGGGCUCACAGAGCUCACACUGUGGUCCCCAUCGAGGAGGCAGCCCAGGAGUACAAGGAACAAAUCCAGACCCAUCUGAAGCGUUUGAGGAAAGAGAAAGAAGAGCUGCUGGGGUGUCAAUGCCAUGAGGAAAAGACAAGCCGAGAGCUGAUGAGGCAGAUGGAGCUGGAGAGACAGCUGGUGGUGUCUGAGUGUACACGCCUGAGCCAGCUCCUUACACAAGAAAAGUGCCUCCUGUUGGCCCGCCUGGGAGAUCUGGACAAGGAGAUCAUAAGGAGGAAGGAAGAAAAUGCCUCCCGACUGCAGGAGGAGAAUGUCUGCCUUGGUGCCCUGAUCACAGAGCUGGAGUGGAAGUGUCAGCAACCAGCGCCUCAGUUCUUGCAGGAUGUCAGAAGUGCAGUGAGCAGGGCCGAGGAGGCAACAUUUCAGCGUCCAGCUUUUGCUUCCUUUAAGAUGGGCAAGAAAGUGUGGCACUCCCCUCGAGAGAGCCAUGACUGGAGGGCACCAACGGAGCUCCUCGAUUCCUUUCUCCUGCGAGCCUCUCCCUGGAUGGGGCCUAAAUAUGCAGCCCUGGUUCUUUUCUUUGCCCUGGCUGUUUGUUUUUUCAUGCUACAAGGGACACAUCCUGCAAAAUUUGCUAAUGUGUCUCUGGAUGUGGACACAGCAAACCACAGACUCAUCCUGUCUGCAGAUAGGAAACAGGUGAGAGUGGGAUACAAUGACAAAGACUUGCCCAGCAACCCCAGGAGAUUUGAUUUUGAGCCCUGUGUCUUGGGUUCAGAGGGGUUCAACUCAGGGAGACACUACUGGAUCAUGCAGUCAAUAGGGGGAGCAGGCUGGGCUGCAGGAGUGGCCAGAGAGUCUGUGAACAGGAAGAGCCAACUGAACCUUCACACCAGGGAAGGGAUCUGGGUUGUGUAUCAGCCUGUUGGUGACUUCCGGACUCACACUUCCCCGGAGAACGCACUGCCCCUGAAUGGGAGUCCCAAGAAGAUCCAGGUUUAUCUAGACUAUGAAGGGGGACAGGUGGCUUUCUACAAUGCAGAGAACAAGGCUCCCAUCUUCAAUUCACAGCUUCCUUUUCUGCAGAGAAAAUUUUCCCUUUCUUCAUGCUGUGGGACAAAAGAGCGGAGAUCAAGCUGCAUCCCCCUGACAUGGAGUAAUAAUAUGUGGUCGCAUGGGGCCUGAACUCUACACAGGAUCAUGCACUUAGUUCCAUCCAGCAUUUCUCCUAGCUUGUGCUCUUCUGAAAAAAGUCCAAGGGACUUUGCUGUGAGCCCAGCAAAUGAUCAAAUUAAGGCUCCGGUAGGCCAAAAGAAGGACAUUGCAGAGAGGAAGGGCACUGACAGAGCCAGCCCUGUGAGCAGCUCCAGCUCAAUUGCCUCUGAUAAACCCAAACCUCUUUAUACCCAGGCCUGAAGCUGAGCAUCCUGCUAAUCCCCAGCACAAUCGUGUAUCAGCUCAGCUGCCUAGGUCUCCAAGGUGACCAUGUUCUUGGAGACCUAGAUCUGAGCCUAGCUGCUGUGACACUCCUGACUCCCACUGCCCACUGUUGGGUGACAUUUUCAUGGCCUGGUGACAAGUGUGACAGGGGAGAGCUCAUGGAUGUGGAGUGGAAGAGAUGGGUGGCUGAGGAAACCUGGCCAGCUGGGGCUGAG
Alligator mississippiensis (American alligator) is the source of this 2142-nucleotide messenger RNA. Its product is annotated as E3 ubiquitin-protein ligase TRIM15-like. Gene Ontology annotation, molecular function: protein binding. Bases 467 to 1672 code for a protein of 401 amino acids. Lineage: Eukaryota; Metazoa; Chordata; Crocodylia; Alligatoridae. The transcript has 8 exons. The record is from RefSeq and is a predicted model, not a curated record.